Molecule: messenger RNA, 414 nt
Organism: Letharia columbiana
Lineage: Eukaryota; Fungi; Ascomycota; Lecanoromycetes; Lecanorales; Parmeliaceae
Exons: 1
Coding region: 1-414 (137 amino acids)
Source: RefSeq, a predicted model, not a curated record
AUGACGACGCUGUACGGAACAACGGAGAGCGGGAUAUAUCCCAACGAGCUCACAGAUCCAGAAGAUGGGGAAUACAUAUCUUUCACCUCCCUGUUUCCGUACGAGAUGCGGCCCGUGUGUCAGGAUUUGUAUGAGAUCGUAAUAGUGCGGCGGGAGAAUGGCGAUGCGUUUGAGGAGAUCUUCAAAGUCCACCCCGACUUAGAGAAAUGGAGAGUCCAGGAUCUCUUUUCAAAGCACCUGAAUAAAGGCGAUGUAAAGCUCUACCGCGGGCGGACCGAAGACCUCAUCGUCUCUGCACUGGGCGAGACCUUGCCGAAGAGUAUGGAAGGCAUGAUCGAAUCGCGUCCAUUGGUCGAUGCAGCGCUGGUGACCGAUCGAGGCCAAGCAGGCCUGGCGUUACUUGUGGAGCCCUAG